CUGGCGUAAUGCGGUGCUACAUUUAGAACUAGACCUGGAUUCUUGCAGUGUUUGGUCACAGCUGGUUUACCAGUGUACGUCAUCUACACUUUGGAGCUCAACACCACAAUUCCCACAGACGGUUUACCCACUGUAUAGGCCUUUGUUACAAGAACGUCCAUCUCAGAUGGGGAAGCUUGCCAUGAAGAACCCUCGGCUAUUCGACAGCAUCCAAGCAGACAGAGAAGGAAAACAUGUCACAGGAUUCAAAUGAUAACAUCACUCUGUCAACAAGUACGUGUGAACGGUGCUCAUCUCUUAAAGUCGAAUAUAAACAAUACAGCUCUGAUCCAAAAAGUUCUAUCAGUCACCCAGAGGGAAGCAUUGUCACUGGUCCACACAGCUUUUUCGUUCACGCAGACAGAAGCAUCAUCACUGGUCCAGGAAAGAAUAAGGAGGUCAAGAAGAGGAAGAAGAAGAUCCUCCAUGACAUAGAGAAGAACGUGUCAGCUCUCAGGAACACGCACGGGGGACAACUGCUGGUUCACCUACACGGACAGAAGGAGGGAGACAGGUAUCUUGAGUACUUCCAUGAAUUUGUGGACAAAACUCUACAGGACCUGAUUGAGUGUGGAUCAUCUUAUGUGGAUAAUUAUCGCACGACAUGGUUGCAUGAGACACCAGGCUUUGAAAACUAUGAAGAUGUUUUAUUGAUAGAUGUAGCUCGCACAUGUGGAAUUUCAACGGCAAGUGUAAGCACCAAGAUAAGCAAUGACUGUGAGAACACAAAUCCAACAACGUUGAAUUUAGUUUCCUUACUCGCACAUUCUCGACACGAGGCAUCACGUGGUGCACCUGAUUUAAAGGGAAUUGAUCAAGACAGGCUGCAGCUGUACCAAGAAUCUCAGAAGAUUGAACUGAAACAAUUCCGUCCAAAGACUGCCAUCGCUCAUGUGCAGUAUAUUUGGGAAGAUCUUAAACUCAAGGACAAUAUAACGUCCAUGUCUAAAGUUUCUGGUGGAGGGUCAUAUUAUUUGGGAGUAGCGGAAAGAGAGGUCACGGAGAAUGGUUACAAGACUAAAGUACCCAAUUUUGUCGGUUUUCAGGUAAAUAAUCCAGAAGAACUUAAGGAAGCUCUUUUCAGGAAGGUAGAGGAGGAACUUUGUGUGUUAUAUUUUACUGGUGAAUUUGGUGACCCACCGUCUGAUCUCGUCAAGAUAGGAAUCCAUAGACUUCCUGACGAAGGGAACAAGUGUGUACUGGAAGUAGCAGUGAGAUUCUUUGGAGGAAUUGUCUUCUAUGACAAACAGGGGCCAAGAACUUAUGAAAUACAGAAUUAUGAUAUAUGCAGAAUGGAAAGGACUGAGUGGCUACGAAGAAUCCGGCAGCUCCCUUCAUGGAAAGGGAUACAAACAAUGAGGUAGAGACUGAGAGCGAACACAAUCUAAACACACAGAUAAAAGACGUGCAGUAAAUACACUGACUGUUUUCUUAUUAAAUGCAAGCCUUUAGAGACUGAGAGCGAACACACUUUAACGUCAUAGAGAGAUUUCUAGAUAAAAGAUGUGAAGUGAAGACCACCAAGUUGUGUCCUUAUUCUAUGCAAGGUAUGAUGAGGACCUCACAAACAAUACUAUUUAGUUAUGCAUUGCUGUCAGUACACGAUGGUUGACUUAAUACAUGAAUGUCAAUUCCAUGAGAAUUCAUGAAUACCAAGACAAUUCAACACUCUUGUGUCACUGGGAAAGUAUUCCAUGAUAGGAAUCAAAGAGCGCUAUCCCACAGAAGUCAGCAUGUUGUCCACCGAGAGUGAACACUCGGAUUUGUCCAGCACCUACAGCUCUGACGGGGAGGUCCAACACUCCAUCACCAGACGAAGGCUGACAACAGGGCUCAAGUAUCUGGACAUUAAUGAAGCCAGCAUGUCGCCCAGGGAGGUGCAGCACUCCACAACCAGGCCACAGGGGGCAGCAGGGGUAAAUUAUCUGGACUUUGAUGAAAGUGACGACUCGGAUUUGUCCAGCACCUACAGCUCUGACAUGGAGGUGCAGCACUCCAUCACCAGACCAAGGCCGAUAGCAGGGGUCAAGCCUCUGGCCAUUGAUGAUUGGGAGAGAUCAUUUGUGAAGACAGCUGCCUACCAGGAAGUCCGAGACCAGCUACAACAACACAACCUGGUGAUGCUGACUGGUGGUCCUGGGGAAGGUAAGACCACAAUAGGACACAUGCUGUGUUAUGACUACCAGCAACAAGGAUACAUCACAUUCUUCUCCAGCAGAUGGGAGGACUUGAAAAGGGAUGCAUUCGAGGCAACUAAACCUACACUGGUGGUGGUUGAUGAGAUGGGAGAUGAGAUACACAAGGAAGAGAUUGAUGACAUGGGAGAUGAGAUACACAAGGAAGAGAUUGAUGACAUGGGAGAUGAGAUACACAAGGAAGAGAUUGAUGACAUGGGAGAUGAGAUACACAAGGAAGAGAUUGAUGACAUGGGAGAUGAGAUACACAAGGAAGAGAUUGAUGACAUGGGAGAUACCUCGGGAUGUUUAAACUUGGUCGAUGGGAUACGCAACAAAAUUAAUACCAACAAGCUUGUUCGUGUUGUUAUUAUAUACCCGACCUGCAAACGAGACGCCUUCAAUCCAAAGAUGGACAUAACACAGAUAGGAAGACAGAACUGGGACAGAACAAAGCAGGAAUAUUCCCAGAUGCUGCAGAUGCAGAGAGGCAUUCCAUCAGACACACGGGAGGAGAUCAUAGCUAACCUUCCUUCAUAUGUCGGUUUCCCCAAGGUCAUGAAACACUUCUGUCAAGACAGAUCUACCAUAGAUCCCAUAACAUUUUUCACAUAUCCUCACUCACAUUUCAGAAAAGAAAUAGAAAGAUUACUUACAAAUGAUGAUUAUUCGGCUGCAAUAAUUCAUAUUUUGGUUUCAGGGAACAAAGUGAAAGACAACUAUCGAUAUAAGUAUGAAAGUGAUGGAAGUGAUGAGAGUGAUGAAAGUGAUUAUUGGGGUUAUGGACGUGAUGACAGUGAUGAUGAGUUUGAGUCUCUCUUUCCUGGAGUAAAAACAUGUGAUAUUCCUGACAAGUUACACACAUUGUGUGCCACCUAUCUAUGUCAGUCUGGCAACAAUUUUAGAUUCACAGAGCCUGUCAUAUAUGACGCCUGUGUGUUUGUUGUUGACAACAUGUUUCCUGGAUCUCUAUGGAAACGCUGCAAAGUUUUAUAUGAAACUGACAACAAACAAUCUCUCACAGACUUACCUGAUAAAACCAUCUUCAUCUCCAGACACAACAAAGACAUUUUUCUGACACAGCUGGUAGAAGACACGAGGAGAGGGAAGUUCAGACACACAUUCUCUCACCCAGUUCUCAGCAGGGAAGACAACAUAGACGGGUUCGUGACACAGCUCGGGGACGGUUUUGUGGAUGUUCUACAUUUACAGGAUACAGCUGAUUCUUCCACUGAUUCAGGGAGCUUCUUGUACUGGGUCCUACAGUCUGGCACUGAUUACCUGUGUCAGAAGGUGUUACAGAAACAGGAACUGUCACAGGUACAUGUCAGUGAAGGACUGGCUUGUUGUAUCAGACUAUAUGACACCAAGUCCUUCCUGUAUCUACGACAGCAGCUGAUUGGACUGCAGAGGGGAGAUAUCACAAUUACACCAGACUAUACAGAUGCUGAUGGAAACUCUCUUCUUAUGAUGUCUGUGGACAGGAAUAAUGCAAAAAUGGUCAACAGCUUACUGAAAGAUGAUGCAGAGUCUCUGAUCAAGAACAAAGUCGGAAAUUCUGCCCUCCAUUCGGCCUGUUUGAGGGGAUAUACAUAUGUUGCCAAGUUACUGCUUCCCCACAUGGAGACCUGGAAGAAUCUGCCAGGACAGGACUUGAGAACACCAGUCAUGAUGGCUGCACUGAAAGGUCAUGGUCGGCUGUAUGAGUAUCUGGCAGAUGAAGGGAAGUGUGACCUGGAUGGUGUUGAUGAUAACGGUGAUACUAUCGCACAUCUGGCAUGUCAGGGCGGUAGUGUCCACAUUGUCGACCAUCUGAUAUCCAGGAAGCAGUUUGACAUCAACCAGAGAGGCCAGUAUGGAAAGACACCUCUGAUGAUUGCAGCAUGCAGCGGCAACAGAGAUGUGAUUGAGUUACUUCUGUCACAGAACUGGCACAUCUCUCCAGAGGGCUUCAGUAUGUCUGAGACACUCUCUUGUGGACAUGUUGGUGACUGCCUCAACAUGUUACUUGGGGAGGCGAGUUAUCUGCUUCACACAGCAGCAGAAACAGGGAACGUGGAGCUGGCAGAGUUCCUCCUGUCAAAGGGCAAGGUUGACAUCGACAUGCGGGAUGCCAUCGGGAGGACUCCAGUGAUGUUAGCAGCAGCUGCAGGACACAGACACAUGUUUGAGUUUCUAACUAAAAAACAGUGUGACUUGUCAUUAAAGGAUAAAAUGACACGUGGAGUUCUCCACUACGCCAGUGAAGGGGGAAACUUGGGUAUUGUACAGGAUGUGGGAUGUAAGGAUGUAAACGAGACAGACAUAUAUAAUCAAACACCUGUGUCGUAUUGUGUAAAGAGAGGACAUAAACACAUUUUUGACACAUUGUUGAACACAGGAGGAGAUCUGUCUGUUGUAGACACUGACAAGAACACACUGCUACAUCUGGCAUCCAAGGGAGGUAACCAGGCUAUAGUGGAGCAUCUCCUGUCAUCAGGGACGUUUGACAUAAAUGCUGUGAACAGAGACAGGAGAACACCCCUGUUGGUGGCAGCAUACAGUGGACACACAGACAUCUGUCAGCACCUGAUUGUUGUCGGAGCUGAUGUACACAGACAGGACAAUUAUGGGAAUGAUGUGAUACUUUUUGCUGCUCAGACAGGGAAUCUCCAGCUGGCUGAGUAUGUUUUGUCUGUGAAGAAACGAGUUCACUUUGUACAGGACAAACAUGGGAAAACAGCAGCAAUGUGGGCAGCAGAGAGAGGGGAUGCUGACAUGUUUACGCUGAUGAGUAAAGGGUGUGAUCUCUCCGUAAAGAAUGUCGAAGAAAACAGCAUCCUUCAUUUCGCUUGCACAGGAGGAAAUGUAGAUAUAGUGAAAUCUGUUGUUUCACAAGACAAAGUCUGCUACAAUGGAAGAAAUACAUUUCAAGAGACACCAGUGUUGAGAGCAGCAUAUUGGGGACACAAGGCAGUGUUUGACCUACUUGUGAGUAAAGGAUGUGCCAUGACAGUGAAGGAUAAGCAUGGUGACAACAUCCUUCAUAAGGCUUGUGAGGGAGGCAAUGUAGAGAUUGUAGAGUACAUUGUCUCUCAUAACAUAGUUGACAUCAACAGUACAGGUUAUGCCAGCAGAACACCAGUGAUGAUGGCAGUGUCGGGGAGACACAAGGCAGUGUUUGACCUACUUGUGAGUAAAGGAUGUGACCUGACAGUGGAGGAUUCGUAUGGUUACAACAUCCUUCAUAGGGCUUGUGAGGGAGGCAAUGUUCAGAUUGUAGAGUACAUUGUCUCUCAUAACAUAGUUGACAUCAAUAGUACAGGUUAUGGUGAGAAAACAUCACUUGAUAUCGCAGAAGAACAAGACGAUGAUGAAAUGUUUGAUAUUCUGAAGCAAUUUGGUGCAGUGCGAGAAGUGUGUCCAUGUUGUCCAUGAAAACCACCUUUGCCCUGACACUUGACAGGCUUGUUCUCACCAAUUUGUCCAAAGGGAUGUCGUCCGGUCCCCAUGCUGACCAUAAUGAAGAAAACCACUUGUGGCCAAUGUUGUCACAAAAAUGAAAUUUGGUAUAUACAUAGUUCUCUUUUUGUGAUAUUUUAAAUUUUGACCAUUAUUUGGCUUUCAGUAUUUCGACCAUGCUCAUUAAUGUUCUCACAAUGUGCUGUAGGCUUUGUAAAAACUGAAACUUAACAUGCUUGGUCCAACAGUGGUGAUACCUUACUUUGCGUAAGAGCAACCACGUCGAGUAUAUUUAUGACCAUUAUUCAGCCAUUUUUGUCCAAAGUAUGAUAUUUUAUGCAACAUAUAUGUAGAUGGUAGUGGGACUGCCAUAUGUGUUGUUUUUUUGCAGUACAAUAUAUUUUGAAAUUUGCACUUUGACUCUGCUCCUAUAUUCUCUCAAAAUGCAUCUCCGAUUCUUUGUGGUGUUACAUGUUAUGUUUUAUGCUAAUUGUUUACCUUGAUUUGCACUUUGAUCAUGGUCUUAUUUUCUCUCGAAAUGCAUGUCCUUGUUCAGAAAACAUCUGAAGCUCAACUAUCUUUUUGUUUUGUUUUGAUGAAAUCAUAUUUUCCGGCAAUCAAUAGAAUUUAGAAUUAGUUUAAAGUCCUCAGUAUUUAUGAAGGAAAUAUUUGAAUGUCAAAGCUAACAGCAACUUGUGUCAUGUGGCCAUCUUUGGUGAGGCAAUAUACACUCUUCAAAAAAAGAAACGCAAAGUAAAAAAAUAAGGUUAUUUAUUAAGCGGAUGUAAAAGUAUCUACACAGAAUAUGCGUAAACACAAUCUAAUGAAAUUAGACACGGUGAUCGACAAAAGCAUUGUCGUCAUUGUCAGCAUAAAUAUAGUUCAGUCAUUGCACAUGUGUAGCCACAAGGGGGCGUCAUGGUCAGUACCUGGUCACACCACCUCUUGCAGCCGUCACUGCUCGACACCUCCUUGGCACAAAUUGCACAAGUCGUCGCAUUCUUUCGUGGGGAAUUCUUCGCAGUUCCUCCUGUAAGGCGUUGGCGAGUUGUGCCAGUGAGUGGGGACGUUGGUGACGUUGACGAACGCGUCGAUCAAGUUUGUCCUACAAAUGUUCAAUCGAGUUCAGAUCAGGCGAUUUAGGCGGCCAUGGAAGGACAUUGAUGUUCUCAUUAACAAGGAAAUUAACUGUUGCACGUGCUGUGUGGGGCCGAGCGUUGUCAUGUUGGAACAGCUCCCUCAGGCGGUCCAAGUUGGGAGGAGGUGAUGCCGCAGCAUUUGGUCUAUGUAUCGAUUUGCUGUAAGAUUGCCCUGGACAACCACUUACUGUGAUCUACCCGUGUAGGAUAUGGCUGCACAGACCAUGACACCCCCUCUACCAAACCAGUCUGACUGUCGAACACAGUUCGACGCAAAACUUUCAUGCCGACGUCGGUAUAUACGUUGUCUCCCAUCCCGUCGUUGAAGAAGAAAACGUGACUCAUCGCUGAACCAAAAGCAUUGCCAGUUCCUGAGAUCCCAUGCCUGCACCACUGGACACCUCGUUGACGAUGUAGACGUUGCAAGACAACUUUUGGUCGUCUCGCUCGAAUUCCCACUUCCCUCAGACGAUUUCUGAUGGUUUGGUCAGAAAUACUUCGCAUACAAGGUCCUGCAGUGUCCGUUGCUGUAGCAAAUCAAUUCAGAAGGUGAUGCAACCGGAUGUACCGAUCCUGAGCAGGGGUGGUCACUCUUGGUCUUCCACUUCUGGGAUGAUCUUGAGUCGAAUAAAUGCCGGUAUAUCGAUGCCAUAGUCGAGAUAUGGUGCUUCGGUGAAGGUUGAAGUGUCUGGCAACUGCUUCUAGACGUCAAAUGGCGAUAUUUCGGUCAACUGCAGUUAAUCUUGUCAUUUUUCGAUCUACGUUCACGUCAAAAAUUUCGUAAUGAACUGAUGAAUUUUGUACGUUUUUUUUAUAGUCAGUGUCUCUACUCUUAUGUCCAAACUUUUGCACGUGCAUUGUGCUGAACACUUUUCUGAAAGCAAUUUCCGUGCAUCCUUUGCAUUUUAGCUGAUAAUCGUUUACAAAAAAACAUCUUGAUAUGUGCACAACAAACAUGAUAUGAUUAACGGGUAUCAAACAUAAGAAUUGUCUUUAUGACGACUCCUGGGAAUAAAUCUAAUUGGAAUUCUCAAAACACCUAUGCGUUUCCUUUUUUGAAGAGUGUAUAUUUGAUUCCCCUGUUGGCAGUUAAUUAAUACACCUGAACAAGUGUGGAGGUGACUGUACAUUUCCACAUAUGACAAAAAGUGUAUAUCCCGUCUUACUUUGUAUAUAUUGUGUUACAUUGUAUAUCUUGUGUCAUAUUGUAUAUCUAGUGUUACAUUGUCUUUCAUGUUACAUUGUGUAUUCAGUGUUACAUUGUAUGUCUUGGGUCAUAUUGUAUAUCUAGUGUUACAUUGUAUAUAUUGUGUCAUAUUGUAUAUCUUGUGUCAUAUUGUAUAUCUAGUGUUACAUUGUAUAUAUUGUGCCAUAUUGCAUAUCUUGUGUCAUAUUGUAUAUCCAGUGUUACAUUGCCUUUCCUGUUACAUUGUGUAUUCAGUGUUACAUUGUAUAUCUAGUGCUACGAUGUAUAUCUAGUGUUACAUUGUAUAUCUUGUGUCAUAUUGUAUUUCUAGUGAUACAUUGUAUAUCUUGUGUCAUAUUGUAUAUCUAGUGUUACAUUGUAUGUCUAGUGUUACAUUGUAUGUCUAUUGUUACAUUGUAUAUAUUGUGUCAUAUUGUAUACCAUGUGUUACAUUGUAUAUAUUGUAUCAUAUUGUAUAUCCUUUCCAAUUGUAUUCUGAACCAAAUUAAAAACUACACAAUUCUAAACUUUUAACAUUUUGACCAGUUAUAAUUGUCGGCCCUUAUUGUGUAUUUAAACAGUAAUCGUCACGUAUUGUAACACCCGUUUUUUGUGCAGGUGAAUCGAUCAAAAUCAUGUGCACAGCACUACUGUGGCAAAAGUGUUUUUUCACGUGCAACUCGUCACGUGGCCAUGAUACCGCAUGUGUUUUCAGCCAUACUUGUUAGCAUUCAUUAACGAAAAAAAGAAAAACACAUGAAAACAAAAGUCUUUACGGCCAUUUUUCAUGCCACGCCUU
Messenger RNA from Haliotis rufescens (red abalone), 8778 nucleotides. RefSeq lists its product as uncharacterized. The transcript is spliced from 7 exons. Bases 1734 to 5630 code for a protein of 1298 amino acids. NCBI's taxonomy places the organism in Eukaryota, Metazoa, Mollusca, Gastropoda, Lepetellida, Haliotidae. The record is from RefSeq and is a predicted model, not a curated record. Gene Ontology annotation, molecular function: protein binding.